CUUUGAUAUUAAAAUGGCGGAUGUCUCAAGCAAUGAACGAAAAAUAAAGUUAACUAAAAAUGGCAAAGUUGUGAAAAGACGAACUCGAAACCCAGAAGAAUGGCACAAACAAAAACAAAAGCGGCUGAGAAUUGCUGGACUGGAAUACAUAAACGCAAAUGGGAAAGUAGUCCCACCGAAGCAACCCGGUCCUGACUGCAAUUGCCGCCGUAAAUGUUUUCAGAAAGUUCCUGAAGAUGUGAGACUCAAGACUUUUCAAGGAUUCUAUUCAAUGAAAACUCACGAUGAACAAAAUGCUUACCUGUUUGGUCUCAUGAGACAGGUAGAUGUCAAACGAAAAAAGGUCAAAUCCAGCAGUAGACGCACUUGCACAUUUGAAUACUUUGUAAGAGUUAAAGGGAGAGAAACUCAAGUUUGCCAGACAGCUUUUAAAAAUAUACAUGCCAUAACAGAAAGGAAAGUCAGGGUGCUGUGUAAAAAAAUGGAUGACGGUGUAAUGUUUCCAAGUGACAAUCGUGGAAAAAAUAGUCAUAGGAGAUCUGGUGAAGUGCGUCUUCCAACAAAUGUAAUAGAUCAAAUUAAAAACCAUAUUUACUCAAUUGUUCAUACUCACAGAUUAAAAGAUUUUAUAAGACUUGAUAAAAUUGCCGGAUUAGAAAUUAACAUAUCUAAGAUGUGGAAAGAUUAUAUAAAGACUUAUGAUCCAGACAACAUAUCAGCUACAAUGCCUAAAUCUAAGCGGCAUUUAGAUCUUGAAUUACCGAGUGAACAAAAUCAACAAACUCAACAUCCACAACCACAGGAUUCUUUCACUCCUAUUACAUAUCCAGGAAGUGGACAUCUCGUCAAUAUAGCAGAGAAUUACUUUGAAAAUCAGUAUCAGACUGCUUUAGCCACAACAACCAAUUCAACAAACUUUUAUCCCACACAAAAUGGACCACAAAGCAUGGGAAUACUCUUACAGUCUACUGUCACUAGGGCAACACAACCCACAGCAUUUAUCUUAUUACAGACAAAACCAGAACCUCAGCAAGAAAAUACAUUAGCUAUUACCAACGCAGCAUAUAGUCAAGAAGCUGAAGUUCAUGAUAGUAAUGAGAAAAAUAGUAAGAAACUAAAAAAAGAAAGAAGAAAUGGACCUCUAGUGAAGCAGUGGAGGUACACAAACAUAUUCCACGACGAAAUCAAUGGUGCUGCUUUAGCAGCAAUUAAAACUAGACUUGGUAUGUAUUAUGCUGAAAGUGAUGCUGUCAGAAAAAAGGCAAAGCAGGCUCGAUCACAGGAGACAAUGCAGACUCAAACAACAAAUGAACAAACACAAAUAAGAACUGAACUAGCUUCUAUUAGACCUCCAUAUCAACCAAUUAGACCACAUACUGUAACAAUUUGUACAUAAUAUUAAUAACAUAUUAUUUGACUGAUAACUGAAUGGAAUAAGAAUUACUCGGAUCAAAUUUGAUCUUGGUUAAGUUAUCCAACUGUAUUUUAGGAGUUCUUAGACUCGCAUACUCGCACUGUUUUAUAAUAUGUAAGAGAAAGGAUAUUUACCAUUACUUGUUUUGUAUCCAAUGUUACACUAUUGCAAGCUCAGUGAUCACAUAUUAUCUAAUUUACAUUUAAAUCAAAGUCUUAGUAGGUAGUUGGUUUAAUAUUUCCAAUCGAGAAGCAUUUAUAUUACUCAUCAAGUAGAAUAUCUUUAUUUUAGUAAUGGUUAUUUAUAUGCAUGUAAGUAGUUGUAAGAGUAUUAAGAAAAUGAUAACUAGUGUAUACUUUCUAUAAACAUAACAAAUCUGCAAUAAUUAUUUAGUACCUUGUGUGUGUAAUAUUAUAAUCAUAAUAUUGCCUAAUUAUGAUCGACGAACUGUAAUUAAAUUGCCUAAUCUAAGAUUGACAAA
This is a messenger RNA of Melitaea cinxia (Glanville fritillary), 1895 nucleotides long. RefSeq lists its product as uncharacterized. The transcript is spliced from 2 exons. The coding region runs from base 14 to 1396 and encodes 460 amino acids. Lineage: Eukaryota; Metazoa; Arthropoda; Insecta; Lepidoptera; Nymphalidae. The record is from RefSeq and is a predicted model, not a curated record.